GAGCAGCAGGCAGCCGGGCCACCAGGCGCAGCAGGGGCCACCGGGCCCCGGGCGGGAGCAGAGCACGGCACCCGGGCCUCCGGGCGGAGCAGCAGGCACCGGGCCCCCGGGCGGAGCAGCAGGCACUCGGGCUCCCCGGGCGGCGCGACGGGCCCCGGGUGGGGCGACGGCAUCGGGGGCCCCAGGGACGGAGCGACAGGUCUCGGGCCCCCAGGGGGAGCUGACAGGUCUGGGCCCCCAGGCGGAUUAGGACAGGUCUCGGGCCCCCAGGCGGAGCGCACCACGGUCUCGGGCCCCCCAGGCGGAGCUUUAGGUACGAACAGGUCUAGGGGCCCCAGGCGGAGCGACAGGUCU
Molecule: messenger RNA, 354 nt
Organism: Staurois parvus
Lineage: Eukaryota; Metazoa; Chordata; Amphibia; Anura; Ranidae
Source: the annotation of a GenBank genome assembly